CACUGUAAAAAAAAAAGCAAGGUUAAAAAUACUUAAGUAAAGCACAUACCUGAGUAAUCAGUUAAAUCUAUACGAGCCAAUCAUUUGCGCUUUGUCACUUGCCACCACACCGCUGUUGAGGAAUGCAAAACACAAACAGACGCCACGCAAUUUGCCGUCGUUUGAGACGCUCUCGACGUCGUGCGGCGGCGAUCCGUCAGCGCUUUUCAAGUGCGAGACGCUGAAUCAGAGAAGCGAUUGGUAGGCCGCCACAAUCCAGUCGUUCCCGUCGGGCCAGUUGCGAGAGGGCAGAGGGAAAGGCGCCCAGGUGAAAGGAGGGACGGUGGGACGGACCCAGCCAAGCCCGGAGAGAAAGCCAAACACCCAAAAUGACCGUUGGACGAGCGCACACACAAAAAGGAUACAAUCGCACUCAGGUAAUGUUCGUUUCUCUCGCUGUCUUGUGGGUGUUGUCACCCGAGAAAGGCGGUUGACUUCAUCGUGUCGCUCGCUGGGUUGGAUUCGUGUUAUUCAUUUGCUGGCUCAACGUGGCAAAGCGGCAAGAAUCCAGGAAGCUUGAAAAUUAAUUGCACUCCGCGAGCAGCUUUCAUACCUGAAGGAUAAAGAACAACAACAACAAAAAAAAACAUUUCUCAUGGGUGGACAUUGUUGGAUUAAUUUGAAAUUUCCGGGAUACUUCCGGUCAAAGUUCACAUCUGGCUGAACUGGCAAUGACCCAGCCAGACGCCGCCUGCCCCUCCUAAAGGUCACAUGAUCCCCUGAGAAGACUUCCCGUCAGCAAUGGAGGCAGCCUCGGCGCAGUCACGUGACGCCGGCGACGCGGCGGACCUCGGUGGGUCCGUCGUCGUCAUUCAGACCCCGGCAGACCUCCACUUUUACCACAAGGUGCCACCAGACAAGGCCAAGUUCUACACGUAUGGCCCUCAGAUGCGGACAAGGCAGAAAGUUGUGAGCAACUUUUCAACAGUGACUAAGGGAGCGUCAACAGCGGCCAAACCCAGAGCUGCGCUCAAACAAGUUUUUCUCAACCAGGGAGUGUCUGAUAGGAACCUAACAGCCGAGGAAAGAAGUCAGCUGGACGUGUUGAAGCAGGAGCUGGAGACCUUCGCCGUGCCCAUCAGCCUGAAGUGGAGAUGGAGGGAGGAAAGCCACGGAAGUAUGCUGGAGAGGAACUGGACUGAGAUCGUCAACUCGCACUCAAUCAUGUCUCGAAUGCAGAGGCACCAGCAGGAAGCCAUGUGGGAGUUUGUGCUCACCGAACUCAACUACAUCAACAGACUGAUUGUCAUCAAAGAAUUGGUUAUCGCAGCUCUGGUCAACUUGCACCUUCGCGGCUUCCUCCAGGAGGUGACCCCCGAGCGGCUUUUCUCCAACCUUCCCGCCAUCCUCAGCGCACACCAGCUAUUCUGGCAGGAAGUGAUUUAUCCCAUGUUACAGGAAGUCCGCUUGACGGGCAAACCUUUUAACCCAAUGGGCUUAAAUGCGGGCUGCCUCCAGUUCCGUGAACGCUUCUCACCGUACUGCCAUUACUGUGCGGAGGAGGAAAACAGCUUCGAGUUUGCACGCCUGCAAAUGGAAAGCAACCCACAAUUCCUCACAUACGUGCAGUGGGUGGAGACCCACCCGCAGUGCGCGCGGAUGCGCAUCGGCGACAUGCAGGCCAAACCCCACCAGAGGAUCACCAAGUACGCCCUCCUUCUCAAGGCGGUGCUCAAGACCACCCAGGAACCUCGUGUGCAGCGCAGCCUGCGCGGCAUGUUAUCCAGCGUGAACACGUUUCUGGAGAGCAUCAAUGACUACCUGAGGCUGAAGGACGAGGAGGCGGCGCUCUCGCUCUCCGCUCAGAGGCUGGAGGGAUACGAAAUGGAGGGAAUAAGUGAGGAAAUUGACAAGCAUGUCCGAGAGAUUUGCCAGUUCGACCUGACGUGCCCCAUCGUCGGGGUCGGUCACGGCAUCGUCCGCAAGUUGCUCCUGGAAGAGAACCUGAAGGUCCGUGGCAGGAAAGACAGCAAGCUGGAGGUGGUGGCUCUUCUCUUCACUGAUGUGCUUCUCAUGGCCAAAGUGCAAAAGAAAACCGAGCGACUGAAGGUGGUUCGGCCCCCUCUGGCCUUGGACAGAACGUACUGCAUUGCAUUGAAGGAUAACUGUUCCUUUCUUCUGGUGGAGGUCGGGGAGCUUUGGUGUCCUGUCAAUGUCUACAUAUUCACAGCCGGUACCUCGGAAAGUUGCUCCAGUUGGGUGUCCGCCGUUCAUCAGGCAAAGGUGAUACUGAGGACCAUGAGGGAGGGCGAGAGUAGGCAGUCGUCGGUAAAAAAAAGAUCCGCCGCGGUUGACGAGACGUACGCGCUGAUCUCAGAAGAGGAAGACUUUUCGGACCUCACCCCCCGCAAACAGGAAGUCUCUCAGUUGGUAAACGGCGCCCAUGCAUCGAAACAUGCGUCGGAAAAUCCCCACAAGCACUUUGAAGUCUUGCCUCAGAAAUUUGUCCUCAAAGACUUUGGCUGCAGAGGAGGAGCGGAAAGUAUGAUCCAUCGAGAGAAGAAAUGGAGUCCGUCGUCGAAACCGAGCGCCCAAUCUGUGCCAAAUCUGAACGAAGCCCACAUGCGUGCAGAUGUCAUCAACCCGUUGCGACGCGUCACGAGCAGACCCAAUACUCUGGUACCAGGUGGCUAUCCGGAUGUUGACUACCCGACAGAUGAGAUGACCACUUCGCCGGUUCCCGGCCAAAGACGACCAUCCGGGAAGGGGACCGCGUUACCGGCAAAUGCCAGGAUAGUGAACUCCCAAUCCGUCAAUUAUUCCAGGGAGAAAAACCACAAUCCUGCAACCUUUGGCGGCUCGGCGGAGUCCAAAGGCUUCGCAAAAUCUUUCAGGUCUCCGGUUUUACAAAAGAGGAGGACGGACAAUGGCCACCAAGGCCUCUCCGCGCGGUCGGCAUCCAACAACUCGUCCUCCAACUCGGACUCUGACUGCAGCGUGAAUCCAAAGAGCUCCAAAUCUCACUUUGUGCUGAAGCUGGGCGCCCUGAAGCCCACCAGGGGCACUUUUUGGAACAGCGUUCCGAUCGCGUCGCCGGACACCGAGAUCUUUUCAGAAUCUGAACUGACGACCCGUGACCUUCAGAAUAAAAAGUCCAGACUGAAAACCCAGAGGAGCGCGUCCAUUCCCAACAUGUCAAGUCAAGAGGAGCAGCGAUUCCACUUUCCGGAUGGCCCCGUCGGCAUGUCGGCUUCCGCGGCGUCUCUCGAGGAUCUUCUCCAGCGGGCCAAAGGUCGAACGAGAGACGGGGAAACGGUAAAGAGCCGGAAGCUUCCUGCGUCUCCUUUGACGUCCCCGUCGCCAUCGCGCUCUGCGAGUGACGUCGACAGAGACGCCGAAUGGGAGGAGGAGGUGCGGCUGCGGAGGCCUCGAGUCCUCACGGUGAGUCGAGGAUGGAAGGAGCAGCUGGUGGAUGGCGACGGCAACGACAGGCUGGACAGUCCAGUCCCUUCGAACGGCAUCAACGUGGACUGGCCCGGCUGGUGCUUCGAUGACGACGACGACAACGAGCUGCAAGAGGAUUCGGCGCAUCGAAGGACCCCAGGAGUCCUGGAGGACAUCAAUCAGUCUUUGAUCUUGUGGCAUCUUUCCGAGCAGGAAGACAAUUUUUGCAGCCAGGUGUGAACUUGACCGCUCCUUGACAAAUAGUCAUGACGACACGUCUGACAUCACAAGCACCAUUUUUGCUUUUUUUUUUUUUUUUUUUUUUUUUUGCCACCUUUGCAUUUUGGGGCAGAAUCACACAGUUGUCUGUCUUGGGUAUGAAUUCAUGUAACUUAUUUAUGUAGGUAAUAUAAAUCGUGCUUUUGCUGUUAUUGUGUAAAUAGAUUUUUAAAACUGAUGUACGACAGUAUUUUUGUACUAGUACUCAUUUCCAAAACAGUUUAAUUUUUUUUUUUUUUUUUUAUUGUGGAAUAAAAGAAGACACACACA
Molecule: messenger RNA, 3972 nt
Organism: Hippocampus comes (tiger tail seahorse)
Lineage: Eukaryota; Metazoa; Chordata; Actinopteri; Syngnathiformes; Syngnathidae
Gene: plekhg6
Product: pleckstrin homology domain containing, family G (with RhoGef domain) member 6
Exons: 15
Coding region: 781-3663 (960 amino acids)
Biological process (GO): Rho protein signal transduction; endothelial cell migration
Cellular component (GO): axon; endocytic vesicle; plasma membrane
Molecular function (GO): guanyl-nucleotide exchange factor activity
Source: RefSeq, a predicted model, not a curated record